AUGUGGAUGAUUCGAAUGCGUCGGACACAAGCUUGGGUCGUCAGCGCGGCGACGUCCGUUUUGAUCUUCGGCUCUCUUUAUCUCUUUUUCUUUGCGCAUCGGCGCGGCGGGAAUAUCUAUCGCCUUGUGACGGUGCCAAGACCCGUGGAAAGAACGAACGAGCGCACGCUGGUCGUGGCUAAGACGAAUGAUGCGGACACGACCUGGGUCGAUACGCUCCUGAACGAGGAUGAUCGGUUAUACAGCGCGGUGUACACGGUUGACGCGCCGAACACGACUGAUACUCUGUUCGCCGUGCCGAUGAACAAGGGCCACGAGGUCAUGGUGUAUCUGACAUAUAUCAUCGAUCAUUACUUUCAGCUCCGCGACGUGACGAUCUUUAUGCAUGCGGACCAAAUCUCCUGGCACAACAACGAUCUCAUGAAUAUGGAUUCGGCGCUGAUGGUCCGUCGUCUGCGGAACGACUACGUUUACAAAAAAGGAUACACCAAUUUGCGAUGUCAACACGACCCCGGCUGUCCGGCCCAGAUCCGACCCGCUCUCGCGGGCGGGCCGUAUAACCCGGAUGUGCCCGAAGCAGUGGCCAUCGGAGAGUCUUGGAAGACGCUAUUUCCGGAGGAGCGUAUGCCGGCUGUGCUGGCGCAGCCGUGCUGCAGUCAGUUUGCGGUCAGUGCGGAGGUGAUUCGGCGGGUGCCGCUGAUGAAUUAUGUGGCGUAUCGGAGGUGGUUGAUCGAGACGGAGUUGGACGACAACCUGUCUGGACGGGUGUGGGAGUACUUAUGGCAGUGGAUCUUUACGGGGCAAGCCGAAGUUUGCCCGGAUGAGCGGGUCUGUUAUUGUGAGGGGUAUGGCGUGUGUCUAGGUAGUGAAGAAUACGAGGAGUUCUUUAGGGCUCAGGAGGAGGUGAGAAAUUUACACGCGGAGUUGGAGCAUACCUCACUGGUUGGGAAGGUCAAUUCGAUGCGGAAUAAGUUGGCUGCUUUGCAGCAGAGGAUGGAUGAGAUUAAAGCCACCGCACUCACGAGUCAAUGA
Aspergillus bombycis is the source of this 1032-nucleotide messenger RNA. RefSeq names its product DUF3431 domain-containing protein. Lineage: Eukaryota; Fungi; Ascomycota; Eurotiomycetes; Eurotiales; Aspergillaceae. The record is from RefSeq and is a predicted model, not a curated record. The coding region runs from base 1 to 1032 and encodes 343 amino acids. The transcript has a single exon.